Kluyveromyces lactis is the source of this 951-nucleotide messenger RNA. RefSeq names its product Put7p (gene PUT7). Gene Ontology annotation, cellular component: mitochondrion. NCBI's taxonomy places the organism in Eukaryota, Fungi, Ascomycota, Saccharomycetes, Saccharomycetales, Saccharomycetaceae. The transcript has a single exon. The record is from RefSeq and is a predicted model, not a curated record. The coding region runs from base 1 to 951 and encodes 316 amino acids.
AUGCCUUUAUCAAUAGCCGAACACUUAAAUAGAAUACAUUACAAAAUAGAGACUAAGCCUUCGGUUGCUCGCUCGCACUGUCCACAGUAUCCAUCCAUGUUCAGCAUAUUUCCCAGAAGGUUCCUCCCUCGUCUGGUGCACAAUUAUCGACCCUUAUGCAAAUACUCCGUUUUGCAACAACCUCUGCUGCCUGAUGAUUUCAUGAAUAAGUUACCGGAAAAGCUUAUUUCUCGGGGAAAUGGUCUAAAACCAACGACAGCAGCUAACCAGUUGGACACCCUUUAUCUUCACAACAAAUUGGUACAGAAUGGGUUCACUUCGGAACAAGGUAACGUCAUAAUAGAUUUAUUAUUGGAUACUCUAGAUCAAGAUUUCUUCCGAACUUAUAACGAUAAAUUCUUGCGUAAAAUGGAACUAGAAAACCAAUCACAUCUUUUCAACGCUGCAGAGACUGAGUUAAAAUAUGCAGUGCAAAACUCAAGGGAACAGUCAUUGAAUGAACGGACUCUGGAAUUAAUGCAAUUGGAUCGAGAUUUAAAUUCCUUUAAUGAUCAGUUGAACGAGUUGAUCAUCAACCUUUUAACUAAAGACUCGAAAGUGGAAUUCAACGAUCGCAAGAUUGAAAACACUUUAUUACACAGAGAUAUAAAUCUUCGGUUGAAAGAUUGUAACAACAAGAUUGGUACCAAGAUCAAUGGCCAUAUAAAAUCAGAAAUUGAAAAUUUAAGAUGGCAAACGACAAGAUCAGGGCUAUUAGCUGUGCUUAUAUUAGUCUUUUUUAUCAUGAGUGGUGUCUCAAUAUCAAAAAGAAUCAACACGGAGAACGGAAAACCUGUUGAAGUUAUCUUGCACACUGUGGACCCAGAAGAAUCGGAUCUAGAAUCGCUGCUAUCUGAUGAUGAACAAGGUAAUGUAAGAAGUGGGAAGAACAACAAUGCUAGCAGCUGCUGA